ACUUCGCGAUAUGACAAAUCCAAAGGGUCGAGUUUAUUUUUAAUUGACGAAAUUGGACGCAACCCAAACAUGUCUGAGAGACGGGACCACGUCGUAAACGAGCUACACACGCAUACAAACGGUUUUCCGCCUCCGGUGCACGAGAUCCGCCUCGCGUGUGUGUCAACUUAAUUCUUCAAAGUCAAACGAUACACUCUGUAAAAAUAUAAUCAAAACAAAAACUGAAGCGCAUCUGAAACGAAUAAAGAAUAAAGCUGUGCGAAUGAUACUCGUGCCUGGACCCGUCAUCGCGUAAGUCUCAUCGCGUGACGAUGGAAGAACCAGAUUCGCGUAAAUCGAUGUCCUGUGGCAGGGAUGGACCCUAUUAUUCAACGCUGAAUCAACCAACUCUCGGCAGGUCUCCGUCAACCAGGUCCACACCAUGCAGAUCUACUUCACGCAGAUCUACCCCGGGUCGGUCUACAUCGGGAAGGUCUACCUCGGGAUGCAGCAGAUCUACAGACAGGUCGAUGACGCCAGAACCACCGCCCGUUCCACCAGCCACUUAUCACUGGGAGGAAGUGAGGAGAAAACGGUCGGUGGGUGGAUAUCCAUGGACACAUCUCAACAAGCCACCAUUCGAUGAAAAGACUUGGAUGAAGUAUGAAAGGGAUCACGUAUACGAACCUGUCACGCCAACAGUUAGCGCUGACCGUAUGACUCCGCCCGUCGUGAAUCCGAAAAAGGAUGAUAGUCGUCAUUUUUUACGCAUACCGUUGACGGAAGAACUCGUAAUGGCCGACGACACGGGUUCGGAACCUGAAAGCGAUCAACAACAACAACGACAACUACGAUUAGCCAGAGAAGAAGAAGAUGACGAAGAUAAUGACAACAACAAUGAUGAAGAAGAUGAUGACGAAGAGGACAAUGAUGACGAUGACGAAGACGGAAAUGUUGAUAAAAAAGAUGUACGAUCCGAAGAAUCAAUUUAUGAGGGUGAGAACGAAAACUCAUCUGUGGGUGAUGUGGAGUCAAGUAACACACGUAUGAAAGUGUUCCAACAAAAAGUUAAAGUCAAAGCAGACAUACUACGUACUAAGUUGCAAGGAGUAACUAAACGAAAACCUAAGCAAAAAAUAGUCGUAGAUACACCCAACGGUGAAAAGUCCCGCCGAAAAUUCGGCCAGUUCGCCACUUUGCCAAAAAAGUUCACAUUCAACGCACCUAAAGUGAACUUUUCUACGGCCUUUGGGCACUUUUCUCGAAGAUCUGUGGACCCGAAUGAAUCUAGCACGGAUGAGACAAAGAGUGUCCGAGAUGAGACGAAAAGUGGUCGGUUCUCUUUACCACGUUUUAGUUUAUCUAGAACGACAUCGGAAUCUCCGAAACCGUCAAAAUCCGUGAAAAUCGGUGGUUCCCGACUGUCUAUACCGAGUUUGCGGGGGCGUACUUGGUCGGACGCAUCAAAAAUAUCGAAACCGGACAGUCCGAAACCUCGGAUAAUGGAUUUCGGCACAUACCCAAGGAUAUUUUCGAAACGUAGGAAAACAAACGCGACGAACAAAGCAAAGACGCCACCACCAUCCUCCGACGGAGGAGAAUCAGAACAGAACAAUUACAAACGAAAAGAUUCUUUCCACCGGCGUUUCUUUCGAUCACACAAAGAGUCGACGCCAGCUCCAACGGAAGAACAGACUGCCACGCUGGCUGUGGAAGAAGAGUUAGAUGAGCCUCCAUUACAGGUAUCCAAGGAAUCGUUGGCAGAAUUUGGCGACAGCGAUCUACAGGAGGUGAUAUCGCUGAGCGACGACUGUCGAUCGAAGGACACGAAAAGUUUGUCCGAACACCGAUCGGGCGUGAUUGAGGAAAUUGAUUCUGACGAGUUUUUCCUACGCGAGAAAGGUCUAAGUCGAGGUGACGUGCACAUCAGUAAUUACUUGUCGUCGGAAAUCAGAGACGUUUUCCGGUCGAAUCGGACACGGUCCGUGGAAGGCGUUAACAAUAACGAUAACGGUGCGAUUGCAAGAAACAAUCAUGAAUCAAGUAAUGGCAUCUCCACGCCGGUGAGACCGUCGCGGACCAAUUCGCUGAGAAGGCCUAACCGGCAUACUACAACUGAUGCGAACACUGAGCGAUCUUAUGUCGCUGAUCGGUUCAGCACGAUGCCGAAAUCGUUCGGUGGCACCAGGCCAUUGAAGAAAGAUGUGGAAGACUAUACUCCCGAGAACAUCAUCACCAGUCAGACGUUUGAACCGUCACAGAAUCCAAUACUACCAUCUGGAGUGCCCUGGAGGACCUCCGUCAGGCAGACGACUGCUGCUACCGUCACACAAAUGCCACCAAAACCACCAACCAGACAACGCAUGGCCAAGUUUUCCACGUUUGACACGCGGUCGAUGAUUGAUUUGUCCAGAAAGAGAAGCCAGUCACAAAUCGGGUUCCAGCCGUCAAUGAACUUUUCAGACACCGUGCCAAAAGCUCCAAUGCGUCGGUCCAGGACUUCGUUGGCCGGUUCCGACCGCGACAUUUCGUCGACGGUAACCGACAACGGCGGUCGGCCCUCGUGGGCAGUAAACGGAGGCGGCAGUACAGGAGCGCCUACACCACCGCUUCGCCGUUCGCGGAUGUCGCUGACGUCGGAAGCGGACGUCGAAGAGCGGUUUGCGACAGUAAUGCAUUCGGUCAACGGUACUGCAGGGCCCGCGAGGUCCACGGGCUCGACGCCUCCGCGACCCCCUCCGCCGCAAUUGACGGCAACCGCGGCAUCGGCCGCGGUCGUCGGUUACGCGACGGUGGACAAAUCGUCGCCGUCCUCUGCAGCGUCGCUCCUGUUACCGCCACAGUCGCCGGCACGUCACAGGAGGAAGAAAUCGUACGACGUUAUCAAAAGUCAAGAGUUCGGAGCGUUUUUCACCAUACCGAGAUCGUACAGCUAUUCCGACAGAAAUGCAAAGCCGCCCGCGGAUGCGGACAACGGUUGCAGCACCGCUAAACUGCCUCCGCCGUCCAGACCGGCACGAGCCUACAACACCCUGGGACCGUCUCGACCGCUUCGGCGACGGUUGCCGGUCCGCGAACACGAGUACGGCGACGUGGCCGACGACGGCAGUGGCGUCCAUCACGACGACAGCAAAGGCGACGGCGCAGACAGAAUCGACGGAACGGCCAAAGCUGCGGCCACGUUGUGCUCGGGCGACGUGAUCGAAAAGAUGAAACUUCGGCCGUUGCCGUCACCACCGCCGCCACCUCGCAAGUCGAGACCGGCCGACGACGCUGUUAACACGCCCGAACCUCACCGGCGCAGGAACACCGAUUCGGCCUUGGUUCCUUUUUUAGAUCGGCGAGAAACGUCUGUAACAUCGUCUAACGAUUUUUUUGCCGACGUUUCUCGCGCUCUGCUAGCGUCUGCCGCCCAAAACACCGUUUCCGCCACCGACGACGUGUCCGUGGCCGUUCAGACCGACCCGUCGCCAGCCGAUUACGCGUCGGACGACCACGACGACGACGGGUCUUGCUGUUCGACCGAGUCGGACGACGGUCGGGCGACAAAGUCCGGAGGAUCGACGACUCGACGACACGUCUCUCCGAACACGCUGCAGACCUGCACCGCCGCGGCCGCCCCCGUCGACCGACCCAGAUCCCGAACGUCGUCCCAGGUCACCGAGUACGUGGACCGACCGACGUCCGGUAUGUCGGUAACCGCGGAAGACGACUGUAACUGCAACGGUUACGCGAUGGUGUCCGAAACGGCCUCUGCGGCCAACGGUGUCGCCGCAGUGCGAGCGCAACGCAUAACCGUCGAAGAGCUACAAGUGGGCAGGAUGAUCGUGGCCGACAUACUCGGGCAGCGAAUGGCCGUCGACGACGUGUCCGGAUCGAGUCUAAAAAUCGCUCAGUUCGCCACUGCGGCGGUACAGCAUCCGUCUCUGCAACAGCUGCAACAGAACGCCGCUACAGCAGCCGCCGUUCAAGCGGCGUCGCGUGCGGCCGACGACCUCGUCGCGACGCAUCACGUGCCGCCGCAAUUGCAGGACGACAACGCGUCGGUUCAGUCUUCGCGCGUGUCUUCCAUGUACCCGGAAGUGGAUUCGGAUGAAGAUCGGGCCAGCGUGUUGGCCGCUCCCACGCCACCGCGUCGACGCAGCAAACCUCCGUCCUCGCCGCGUUCGACCGCCAACGCCGACCACCACGACCGCGGCAAAAAUGGCAGACUACCCGUCGGCGCUGUCGAUCUGUCCGCCGCCGACCCGUCCAUCACCGAACUCAGCUGUCAGCUGUUCCGGUUGUGUCACUCGAACGUGUGCAGUCUGUUCACCAAAGUUGUCCAGCAAGUGGUCCCGGAGGACACGGAGAAGCGGCGCGACCUGCAGGCCGCCCUGUGCUUCCUGAGCAUCAUACUCGCCGGUCUGCUGAUCUUGGGGUUCGGCAACGAGAAGACCAUACACCAUCACCAUUGGGAUUUUCAAUUCCCUCCCAAUCAGUAGCCACACCCCACCCAUAUUAUCGUGGGUUGUUGCGGCACUGUUGUUAUUGUUAUUGUUGCUAACCGUUCGUUGUUUCUUUAAGUUUUGCAUUUCGAUAUUUUAAUAUUCAAUUGUAUAGCAUGAUUGUUAAAAAACAUGUUUACCCUAUACCUAGUAUACCUACAUAUAAAACAACAGUCGUUCCUGUCAUUGUCAAUUUUUAGAGCUUAAAUUCAAAACACCUAACACUAUACGUAUAUACGAUUAUACGAUUUUCGUUUGUGUCCCUAACUUUUCCUUACAAUUUUGUUUUACACGAUUUUUUUUCUAAAAUAUUUUUGAAACGCAUUGUUGUUUUAUUUAGAAACGUCGUUGAUUAUAAUCCAAUCAAUGGAAACGUUAUAUUUGCUGUUUUUCAUAUCGUUCGUAUAAAUCGUUUACAAUCAUUGGCCGUUAUAUUAAAUAACGGCGAUUAAAACACAAAUAUUAUAUAUAGGUACGUAGGUACAUCAAUAACUUCGUUAAAAAUUAUUUAAUAAUCGAUUAAAAUGUUUAAUGAUAUUCCGCUAUUUUAUGUUUAACAGGGUAAAGCAAAGUGAAUUAAAAACACUCUGGAUUAUCCUAAAUUUCUAGACUAGGAUAUACCUAUUAUACAUAGAUCAUAGUUAUAGGUUUGAGUAGAAAUGGCGAAAUUAGGUAACUAUUAAGAUUUAUUACUAGUAAGUAUUAUUAGACGCAAUUUACUGUUGUCUAUAGUCUCAACAGUGGCGUCUAACAUAAUAUGAAAUCACAAAUUGCCAACUAAAAUACUAAAUACAAUAAGUAUGAUCAGAUGACUAAAUUUCUUUAACUUGAUUAUAAGCCAUGUGAGGUACCCUUUAGGUACCAAAUCAUCAAACAUCCAAUUUAAGUCAUUAGACACUUCCGGCAUAGAUCUUAGUUUAUUUAUUAAAUGUUUUGUUUCAUUAAGGCUUUAUAAGUAGAUAAAUGCAAAACUAUGAUUAUAAUUUUUAAUUUGUAUGGUUAUCUACAGAAUAGAUAUUGUCUAGAAUCUAGAUUAAAAAUCUCCACUUCUGAGUAAAUAACUGAAAUCUCAAAGUUGUGUUUUUUUUAUUAUAACCCAUGUGUUUGUGGUAACUACAAAUUUUGUUACACAAUUUAUUUUGUGUCAUAAUUACUAAAUUAAUUUUUCAAGUUAACAAUAAAUUAAUUUACAGAACACAUCAGUAAUAUAUUUUUUUUAAUAAACAAUUUAUAAAAAUUACAUAAACAUAUUAUUUUUAGCACUCAGUCAUAAAAAAAAAAUAUCUAUUAUAUAAUUAAAAUUUAAAAUAAAUAAAAAUAACUUAUUAAAAUAAAUCAUCAUAUGUCACCAGUGAACGAUCAUCUCGUUGAUUUCCCUUUUGAGAUUUAUUAGUAGCUAGAAUUAAAAAAUAGUAAACAUUAGUUUUGAUAAUUAAAAACUGUACAUCUAAAUUAAUAUGUUAUAAACAUUUUAGUUAUCAGUUUAUAAUUUCUGAAUAAAAGAAUAUUUUCACCAUGGGUUUAAAUUUAACUCACUUUUAGGUUGAAUUAUUUUAGCUGAAUUCAAGGAGAGAUUAGCCUAAGAGCUACAUGUUAAGAAUUAUUAUGAUAUUAAAUAUUAUCUGAUAUUCAAACAUUUUUAAAUAAAAUAAUUGUUGCACAACUGAAAUAUGUAAUAAUAUCUACAAACUAUAUUUAUGUAUUAAGGUUCAAAAAUUAUAAUAUUUUAUGUAUCGAUUAUUAUAAUAUAAUAAUGUUAUAAUAAUUCACAACUAAUUCAUUAUUAUAUUAUGUAUUUUAUCAAUUAUUUAUUUUUAUGAAUUUAAUAAAAGUGAAAAAAAAUACUUAAA
This is a messenger RNA of Aphis gossypii (cotton aphid), 6316 nucleotides long. RefSeq lists its product as uncharacterized. The transcript has 4 exons. Lineage: Eukaryota; Metazoa; Arthropoda; Insecta; Hemiptera; Aphididae. The record is from RefSeq and is a predicted model, not a curated record. The coding region runs from base 312 to 4463 and encodes 1383 amino acids.